GGUUGCGAAGAAGUGUUCAGCCUUUCAGAGUCCCGCAGGACUUGGCCAGGAGACACUAGACGCCGUUCUACACCAGGUCCUACGUCUUUCGAAGGAUAACACGCGAUCUAACACACGGCCGGUUUUUUUCCUUUCGUUUCACUUUUACAGCGAGACGCACGAAGAUCCUGCACGAACAAACCUUCGACAAUUCAAUAUUACACCGAUCAUGUACUGCAGGCUGUUUCAAAUUGCCCUAGUCGUUUCGUCGUUAGCAGCCUGUUUGGACCAGGUUUCCGAAGUUGUUGGCUUGCGUGGCUCUCCUGACUACAAACAUGUCUCUCUCAGAUGGGAGUAUCCAAGGUACGGAAUUCCUGUUUAUGGUUUCCAGGUCCAUUACUGCGAACUGCAAGCAUGGGGACCGAACCGCUGCAAGACAAAGCUUGUCGAGAGCUCAGGCGUUAUAGAAGAAAUGGGUGUACCGACCAGUUUCAAGUCGUAUGCAGUGGUCAUUCACGGACUGCGCAUGGCUACAAAUUACUCGUUUAGCGUUCGACCUCUUGAGACAAGAAAGACAAGAUAUCUUGUUGAUAAAUUUUCUCACUCAACGAUAUUCCUCGCUACAAAAGGCUUUUCAGCACGUGCGGUCUUGUGCCUUCCAGACAGAAGUGAAGUCGAGGUGUCGACAGGGCCGCAUUUUUCAGGUCGGAUCGCAGUUGAAGGCGCACUUGGAGAAGAGUGCAGUCUAGAAGGGAUUCCGUCUUCACCUAAAGAAUCUUACCUCAUGAGGAUCAGCCAUUCAGAAUGUGGGUCAGAGACAAACUCAACUGCUGUCGCUACAUUCAUCCUCGUACAGGAGAAUCUUCCGAUACUGACGCACAGUACAAGGAGAUUCCUCGUUGUUUGCACAUUUCAUCCAGAAACACUAACAGUCAGAGCCGGGUUGAACUUGCCUCAUACCAGUCAUGGAUCUGUCGAACCGCAGACAGAAGGAGAAAACCACAUUUCUGAAGUAUCUAGUAAUGAAGUCAUCGCUUCUCCUCUUCAACAAGUCGAAUCAAGAGAAUUCAAAGAAGAAGAUGAAGCGCAAGUGGUGAUAACAACGGUUGCCAUAAUAGCAGGACUCGUCGGAUCAGGCCUUGUCAUAUGGUGGUUUGUCCCUCUGCAAAGAAAUUCUGACAGUGAGUCCAUACUGAGUAGAGAAUGCAGCCCUUCAGACCUCGACAACUUUGAAAAUACUGUGAGGGAUGGUGAAAUUACCGAAUCUGAAAGAGCGAUGGGAGGUGCGUACAACACCGUCAUGAGGGAUAGAUUGGCCUCAGGUGAAAUGUGCAUUACGCUCGACAGCCAAGCGGCUUCAGAGGCAUAAGCGAGACAACUGUCGCCCUAGCCAAAAUUCGACUGACUCCACUUACUCAUCUACUGUGAUUAGAAACAAUUACUCUCAAAAAUUUGGCGUCUUCCUUCAAAGAAUUUGUCAGGGCAUCGUUUUUCUUUUAUUAUCAAUAUUGGGAAAUGUGAUAUCCUUUAUAGUACUUUAUUUUAUGCCUAUGGAAACAAUUUCACAGGAGAGAAGACUGAUCUCUCAAUUUUUACUCCUGGUAUUAGUUUUUAAUUUUCCAUUUACUAUUUAUAU
Cimex lectularius (bed bug) is the source of this 1615-nucleotide messenger RNA. RefSeq lists its product as uncharacterized. The transcript has 7 exons. Bases 209 to 1348 code for a protein of 379 amino acids. NCBI's taxonomy places the organism in Eukaryota, Metazoa, Arthropoda, Insecta, Hemiptera, Cimicidae. Gene Ontology annotation, molecular function: protein binding. The record is from RefSeq and is a predicted model, not a curated record.